AUGCUUGUGGCGUUGUUGGGUCUCUUCCUAGCAACAGAGCUGCCACAGGCUUUGUUUGGUCUAUUAACUGCAAUCGCACCUCAACUUUUUCAACAAUGCUAUUAUGCUUUCGGUGAGGUGAUGGAUCUGAUGGCGCUUGUGGGCUCCGCCGUGAACUUCGUUCUGUAUUGCAGCAUGAGUCGUCAAUUCCGCAAUACUUUCAGACGCUUAGCGCAUAAAAUCCUGCCACUAGCACGCCGUACUUCAGAAUUUGGCAACGUUAGAAAAGCA
Messenger RNA from Iphiclides podalirius (scarce swallowtail), 270 nucleotides. NCBI's taxonomy places the organism in Eukaryota, Metazoa, Arthropoda, Insecta, Lepidoptera, Papilionidae. The record is from the annotation of a GenBank genome assembly.